UGAGCGGGUCGCCGGCAAACGGCCGCUAAACACUGUGGAAAAUAAAUGGGGUCUGGGCCGAGCGCAAAUAUUUAAUAAAAACGGCCAUCGGGGGGAGAAAAAGGGAGAUGAAAGCGUUUGAAAGCUCUCACUCCGGUGUUUUUUUUUUUUGGGCACGUUAAACACAUUAGCACAUUAAACAGCCUGUCUCGCACAUUAGUACGGCACAGGAGGGGAUAAUAGCCACACAGAUUAGGCUUUGAUAGGAGGAAGAUAACGCCCCUUAAUGGCCCGGUCCACACAGAGGCAGAUGAGGACUCUUUGAAACGUGGAAAAACACAGUGCCGAAGUCAGAAGCAAAGCGCUGGUCAGUGCACCACCCUCCUGCUGUCCCCAGUGUGGCCAUCUUUAGCCUGAACGUAAUCCAGUUGACCCCCCAACCCCCCCCCAGCCGUGCCCAGCUCAGCAGUCUCCCAUGGCAACCAGCAGGAUGGGGCUCUGGACCUUUUGAAGGAGCUGAAGGGAUAUAAUAUGAAUCUGAAACUGCUGCAGGUGACACGGAUCGGCAUGUCUGUGAAUGGCGUGCGGAAGCACUGCACGGACGAGGAGGUUGUCACACUGGCCAAAAUCCUCAUCAAGAACUGGAAGAGACUUCUGGAAUCAGCCGGCUCUCAGAAGGGGGAGACCCAGAGUGGGAGAGACAGCGAGACGAACUCCAGCAAUCCUGUCGGAGCAGGGCUCACCCCUCAGCCAGCCAAACACUCACCGGAUGAAGAGGACAGGAAACAGGCACUGGAUUCAAAGCCCAGCUUCGAGCCACCAAAGAAGCACACAUUCAGUGACCAGAAAAAAGAGAGAAAAGACUCUACAGAUUCCAAACCACCUCCUCCUCCUCCAAAGCAUCUACCUGUCGAAGUGAGAAAGGAGAGCUCAGGAAAAGACACCAUAGAUUUCAAGCCUUUUUCUCCAAUGCGGCCCUCCGUUGGUAGCAAAAAAGAAAGAAAAGACUCAACAGAUUCCAAAUCAUUGCCUCCAAAUCGAUCUUCCCUAGUAACCAAGAAAGAAAGGCAAGGUUCGGCAGAUGCCAAAACUAUACCCCCUAAAAGGCCUUCUCUGGAUGUCAAGAAGGAAAGGAAGGACUCCUCUGAUUCUAAGUCAGCCCCCCCAGUGAAAAGACCUUCAACUGAUGCUAAACCAGAGAGGAGAGAUUCAUCUGAUGCCAAGUCCAACAGUUCACCAAAAAAGCUUUCCAUUGACAUCAAAAGGGAUAGGAGGGAUUCGUUGACCUCCAAACCAUCUAAUCUCUCUCCUCUGCCAAGAAAACCUUCCACUGAGAGCAGGGAUGAGCGAGUGAACAGCAGUAAAGGCAAACCAGAGCCCCCAAAGACCCCAACAUCCCCCACCAGCCCACUGUCUCCCUCCUUCAGUCCUUUGGGGGGGCCAUUCCCCCCUCACCUGCUUACUGGAGACUCCAUCCGGGACAAAUGCAUUGAAAUGCUCUCUGCUGCACUGCGGACUGACGAUAACUACAAAGAAUAUGGCACCAACUGUGAUUCUAUGGCAGCUGAAAUCGAAGAUCAUAUCUACCAGGAGAUCAAAGCGACGGACAUGAAGUACAAGAACAGAGUGCGGAGCCGCAUCAGCAACCUGAAGGACCCCAAGAACCCCGAGCUGCGCCGGAACGUGCUCCGCGGUGCCAUCGAGCUCAGCAGGAUCGCCAGUAUGACAGCCGAGGAAAUGGCCAGCGAUGAGCUGAAGCAGCUGCGCAACGUUCUGACCCAGGAGGCCAUUCGAGAGCACCAGAUGGCCAAGACCGGAGGCACCGCCACGGACCUCUUCCAGUGCGCCAAGUGCAGGAAGAAGAACUGUACCUACAAUCAGGUGCAGACUCGCAGUGCCGAUGAGCCCAUGACCACCUUUGUGCUGUGCAACGAGUGUGGAAACCGCUGGAAGUUCUGCUGAACAGAAACCUCACGGCUGACAGAGACUGCAAAAUCCCAAGGAUUUCAACAGAUCAUUUCCACUUUGUACAUAUCAAAGAACAUCAAUCAGUGAUUAACAUGGCUAGACUGCUGUAUAGUACUUUUAAUUUAUAUUUGAUUUUUUUAAAAGAUUUUUUUUUGCAUGUAAUUUGAAAGGGUCUGAAAUCUGUAGCUAAUUUCAGGGAGUAAUGUUCUGUAAAAAGCUCCAGGGCACAGUAAUUUCUCAAAAUUACUGAAUAGGCUCUGGGGGCUUAGAAGAAUAGUCAUAAUUUUCCUGUGUUGCAUCACAUAUCUAAAGCCGUUAAUGCUAUUUUCCCACUGUAAGGAUUACUACAGCCAUUUUAAAGCCUUUUACAUUCUACUUCUUUGGGAUUUCCCUUGUCCAACAGUGUUUUGGAGUUGCCCCCAUGAGAAAAACAAGAUAAUUUUAGGAGCUCAAGAGCUCCACUUAGCACCCACAGGAGACUGACCUCAGCCCAACCUGGGUUGCCAUCGAACAGGACAUAGAGCCUGUUCAGUAUCUGCCCCCCUCACGAUGUGAGUCAGCUGGCGAAGGGUGCUUGCAAAUGGAGCAGGUGACUGUCACUAAUGGCAGAGUAAAGGUUCCCCCCUUCUGCCAUGUUCUGUUUGUAAGCCAAAGUGCUGCGAGAGUGGCUGGCACUGAAGCAGAAAUGUUCAUGCUUAUUAAUGAGCUCUUGUCAUUGUUAGUAUUGGCCCACAUGCCUUAACUGGCAACGGAGCUGUUUCUAGAGACCAGAGAGCCAAAGCAAUUUUAUCCCUCAGGCUGUUUUCAGGAUAGGGUCAAGGGGCAUGCCAGAGGAGAAUACCACCAGUGAAAUAAGAGAUGAAGUUUGUUUCUGUAAAAAAAGAAAAUCAGGGUGUUGAACUGUUAAAAUGAACUAUUAUAGGACAGGCUUGCUGUCCAGAGAUGAAAAUGCAACAGGGCAGGCUGGUACUCUUGUUUUUUUUAUGGCUACAGUCCAGGUGUGAGCCAUAGGAAACAGAGACAUGCCGGAGAGGCAUCAGGUAUCCUUCAGGAGAAAGCUUUACAUACAAAUUUACAAAUACCUAUUUACAAAAUAGGAAAUUGUGUGACCCCUGCUGCCACACAUCCCAGAAGUCACGGCACCUCUGCAGCCACUUCUGCAGGUGGCAGGAAUGUGAAAAACAUUUUAUUUCCAGCUUUCAGCACGUGUGAAAGCAGUGUUCUUAGCCUCACUCAGUAUGCCUGCUGCUGAACCUGUUGCUUUAAUGCAUGCUGUUGUUAGGAAAAAAGUUGAUCUCCGUUAUCGUUCAAGGUCAGAAUUCCAUUGUGAAUUACUGAAUAUCAACUGUAUGAUGAGUCAUUGAAAUUUUUAAUCUCCUAAAUAUAAGAAAAAUACUUGAAAACUAUCAUCACUCUGCUGCACUCCCUGAGUGCAGUUAGAUUCUGCAGACACCACCAUGCUCUUGCCCUUCGUCCAUGUGAAAGUGUUUCCAGUGCAUCCUACAUGUGCUGUUGUGUUCUUAAGACAAUAUUGUGUAUAAUAAAGUAAUGCCAAAGCAGCAUUAAAAAACAGGAUCUGUAUCACAAACUUAAUACAGGGUGACUGUCGGGUCCCUGUCUUUCCUUUGCUUUGGGGAAUGGAGACUAAAAAAAAAACGUGCUGCUACCCCUGCGGUGCAAGUGUGUGUAGGCUGCUGCCACUGGUCAUGUGACCCCUGCGCCGCGCUGUCCUAGAGGGGGGUCACGUGACCCCUGCUGCAUCCCACUUGCUAUUACUGUGUGCUUCAUGAAGCAAAUGGUCUUUUGAAGCCACUUAAAACGCUAAAAAAAUUUAAAUAAAUCAAUUUACCAUUGAAAACAGUUUCAGAAGUCCAAGGUCAAAGUUACUAGUUGCAGCUACACGAUACAAUGGUGGCUGAAAUGUUUUAGAAAAGAUUUCCAGUUUCCAGCAUCUAUGAGGGCACUGUUAUCGGCCUUCUUCGGUAUGCCUGUUGCUAAGCCUAUUGCUUUAAUGCAUGCUGUUAGUAAAAUCAAUCUCCAUAAUCGUCCAAGGUCUGAAUUCCAUCAUGAACUACUCUGAUUGUUAAUAUCACCUGUAUGAGUCAUCUAAAUUUUUCAUAUAAUAAAUAAGAAAAAUACAAAUAUGAAAUAUUUCAUCACUGCUGCUCUCCCUGAAUGUAGUUAUAUCUUGCAGAGAAGGGCCAUGCUUGUUGUCCAGUUCAAUGUUAAGGUGUUUCUAAUGUAUGCUAUGUGUGCUGUUGUAUUUUUUUUAACACACAAUUGUAUAUAAUAAAAUAAACAGCAUUAAAAAGAGUCUCUGUACCACAAACUCAACACAGGAUGAGCACAGAAUCUC
Lepisosteus oculatus (spotted gar) is the source of this 4303-nucleotide messenger RNA. NCBI's taxonomy places the organism in Eukaryota, Metazoa, Chordata, Actinopteri, Semionotiformes, Lepisosteidae. The record is from RefSeq and is a predicted model, not a curated record.